Messenger RNA from Heterotrigona itama, 914 nucleotides. The record is from the annotation of a GenBank genome assembly. NCBI's taxonomy places the organism in Eukaryota, Metazoa, Arthropoda, Insecta, Hymenoptera, Apidae.
AUGCUUGACCAAAGCAUAUCUCAGAACAUGUGCGUUAGAGGUUAUGUGCAGCAGAUUAUGACAAAUAGCUCUCCUCGAUGCACUCGUAAUGGAGAUACCGUAAGGGAGGUACUUCCUUUGUAUAAAGCAGUCUGUGAUAGAAAUUAUAGUCAUAAAAUAAGUGAUAUACAAAUGUUUGUUCUCACGGAAUUAAAGGAUACGGUUAGAAUUCCACCAUGGGAAUUCAAACGAAAAUUAAACGACGCUAUUACAGAUGAACUUAACAGAAAAUUGGCCAACAAGGUUUAUCAUGACGUUGGUCUUUGUAUUGCUCUUCAUGAUAUUACAAAAAUCGAGGAAUCGUAUAUUUUUCCUGGAGAUGGUGCAUCUCAUACCAAGGUAGUAUUUCGUUACAUCGUGUUCCGUCCAUUUAUGGAAGAAAUAUUAAUAGGAAAGAUACGAAGCUGUAGUGUCGACGGUGUCCAUGUGACAUUAGGAUUCUUUGAAGAUAUUGUGAUACCACCUCAUAAACUGCAACAUCCAUCUAGGUUUGAUCAAAUGGAACAAGCAUGGGUAUGGGAGUAUGAUACAGGAGAUGGUGAAAAACAUGAUUUGUUUAUGGAUGCAGGGGAAAUCAUAAGAUUCAGGGUAAUAAAUGAAACGUUCACUGAAGCACUACCUACAGGGCCAAAUAUGUCUGGCGAAACUGAGACAUCAGAGGCUAAAAAUACAUCUCCAUAUAGCUUAGGAGUAGGUAUUUAUAUUUUGGAAAUAUGAUUAAGAUAUUGAUUAUCAGUCAUAUAUAUAAUAUAUAAUUAUAAUAUUAUAAAUAAUAAUAUCCUGUUCACUGAAAAAUAAUGGUUAUUUUAAUUUUAUUUCAGGGAGCUAUUGAUGAGCAAGGUCUUGGAUUGCUCACAUGGUGGGAAAAUACCUAA